AUUAUUCCAGAAAGAAGAUAUCUUCCAGAUAUACCCGGAGAGUGGCGGAGACUCAACACUGAGCUAGAGAGAGAAAGAGAGGAGAGAGAGGGAGAGAGCUGCGCAGGUAGCCAUGUUUUCAUCACUCAUGAAAUGGAUCGUAGACCCGAGGAAGAACUGGCUUGCAUCUGUUCAUAUGAAAACCAUAUCUAAUCGCCUCCGUAGAUACGGGCUUCGAUAUGACGACCUGUACGAUCCGUACUUUGAUUUGGACAUAAAGGAAGCACUGAAUCGGCUUCCUAGAGAGAUCGUUGAUGCGAGAAACCAACGCCUUAAGCGAGCAAUAGAUCUGUCAAUGAAGCACGAGUACCUCCCCGAGGACUUGCAGGCAAUGCAGACCCCAUUUAGGAGUUAUCUUCAAGAUAUGUUGGCUCUUGUGAAAAGGGAGAGAGAAGAACGUGAAGCUCUAGGAGCUUUGCCUCUCUAUCAGCGCACCAUUCCAUGAGCCUAUCUCCUUAUCUGCUGGUGCAAGUACUUCUGAUUGAAUUACAUUUUCUAUUGAAAAAUAAGAACAAUGCUUUUGGUAGGUUUCCAUGGACAUGCAUGCAUGGCAACUGAAUGGCUGAACUAAUAGCUACAAUUGUUCACAUUCGAACUAUAAUCUUUUGGUUGGACAGCUUGAGCACGUCUUUCUUUUAGGCAGAAUUGUAUGCCUGUAAUGUUGGGUUCUCUGCUUGCAUAUUUCUGCUAUAUAAUUAGUUAAUGCUCGUGUUUGGACAAUUUUGUCCUGAACAAUUCCAACUAUAUAUAAACUUUUGUUUUGAUCA
Molecule: messenger RNA, 806 nt
Organism: Cornus florida
Lineage: Eukaryota; Viridiplantae; Streptophyta; Magnoliopsida; Cornales; Cornaceae
Product: cytochrome b-c1 complex subunit 7-2, mitochondrial
Exons: 4
Coding region: 113-484 (123 amino acids)
Biological process (GO): mitochondrial electron transport, ubiquinol to cytochrome c
Source: RefSeq, a predicted model, not a curated record